Molecule: messenger RNA, 399 nt
Organism: Prorocentrum cordatum
Lineage: Eukaryota; Dinophyceae; Prorocentrales; Prorocentraceae
Source: the annotation of a GenBank genome assembly
AUGGAUCUGGCGAGCAGGCCAUUCGCCGUUCCCGUCGUUACUGUGGAGUGCGGGGCCAAGGUGUACGUCAACUGGGGCGACCAGCGCUUCCGCUGCAGGCCUCCUGGGCUCGGGGUGCACAUCACCUUGCACAAGUACAUCAGCCUGCAGCUGGACGCGGAUCUUCGCGACAAGGAGGGCAGGGAAUGCGUCGGCGAGUUCGUGAAGGUUGAGGGUGCGGACACGAACAUCUUCGGCAUCAAGCAGAACUGGUACGUGAAACCAUCGAACGGAGACGAUCGAAGAUGCUCCAUCAGCUUCGAGGGCUUCCUCUUCAAGGACCAGCCGUUCAUACUGUCGAGCAUGCUCGUCACCACUGGCAGGAUCGGUGGUACUACGAGGUCGAGAUCGUCGAGCUGA